UGCAGAGCAGCCAUUGUCAAACAAAAUAUAUAUUUAUAUGCUGAUUGUGUGUGUGUGACUGCUGCCUAAAAUCCCUUGAAUCCCUUCUUCUUCUUCUUCCUUCAGCUCCUCUGGUCGGUACUCUGUUUUUAUAAGGACUGAAAAAGCUUAAAAGCUCCAAAAGUCUCACUGUGUCGGAUUACACCAAGAUAUCGGUGACAUUUCAACUUCGUUUGAAUUAAUCUGUCUCCCGUUUCGUGUCUUUGCCAGUUGAUUCUGGUUUCACUGUCCCUCAACAAUCUUGUACUGAUUUUAGCUUGAGUUUGGAUAUUCCGGUGUUUACCAUACAUUUAUAUUCACAAAUCCGAACCCCUCUAACAUCGGUUUUGUUCAAAUGGGUCUCUCAAGUCUACCAGCUCCAUCAGAAGGAGUUCUAUGUGUGCUUUUAGUAAACACAGCCCUAUCAGUCUCCAUUAUCAAGGGGAUAAUCCGAUCAGUCCUGCAAGUAGUUGGUAUCCGUCUCACAUCAGCCUCCUCAUCUUCUUUCCCAUCAGAAGACUCUGCUGAAAACCUCUCAGAAUCAUUUGAGUUCCAUGUCAAUCCUUCGGCUAGUUACAUUGAGGACAUCAGGAGCCAUAUCCCAGCAAUUCGGUUUGACGCUGUGUGUAGCUUCAAGCAGCAGAAACACGAAUGCUCCGUCUGCCUAACCGAGUUUGAACCUGAAUCAGAGAUCAACCGCUUGUCUUGUGGCCAUAUUUUCCAUCAACAUUGCUUAGAGAAGUGGUUGAAUUACUCGAACGUUACAUGCCCUCUUUGUAGGACUCCGUUUAUGCCUGGGGAGGACGCACCCUGCUUCUGGUAAAGGGUUUGCAAAGCAUGAAAAUCGCGAAGAACUUCACGUACAGUGUUUAGUGUACAGGUAUUUUACAAGAACGCAUCGCCGGGCCAUAGUGUUGUUAUACCUAUGUUAUGUGCGAGUUAAAACUUUGAUAGUAUGUCGAUCGGUCUCACAGACCAACAUUUUUACGAUUGUACAUAUUAUGGAGUUACCGAAAUUUACAUAUCUACGUUUGUCUUUGGGUUAUGUUUAUCGAAUCUUCGAGUUUUACUUGUGUCA
Molecule: messenger RNA, 1096 nt
Organism: Pyrus x bretschneideri (Chinese white pear)
Lineage: Eukaryota; Viridiplantae; Streptophyta; Magnoliopsida; Rosales; Rosaceae
Product: probable E3 ubiquitin-protein ligase XERICO
Exons: 2
Coding region: 374-841 (155 amino acids)
Molecular function (GO): zinc ion binding
Source: RefSeq, a predicted model, not a curated record